Molecule: messenger RNA, 3069 nt
Organism: Lates calcarifer (barramundi perch)
Lineage: Eukaryota; Metazoa; Chordata; Actinopteri; Centropomidae
Gene: hcfc2
Product: host cell factor C2
Exons: 17
Coding region: 25-2466 (813 amino acids)
Biological process (GO): regulation of DNA-templated transcription; chromatin remodeling
Cellular component (GO): histone methyltransferase complex
Molecular function (GO): transcription coactivator activity; protein binding
Source: RefSeq, a predicted model, not a curated record
AAAACUCUUUUUUUUCUUAUUUAAAUGUUGAUACCCGAUAAACGCGGCAGAGUGAGACGUCGCUCUGUUUUUGCCUCUCUGAUUGAACUUCCUGAUGCCGUCUUGGCCCCGCCCACAUCUUUGAAACGUCAACAGCGCCAAACUUUAGGCUCCCGAACGGGGAAAAUGCCCACUGAUGCCAAGGAGCCUCAAUGGAGAAAAGUCCUCUCCGUUACGGGAGUGGUACCGCGGUCCAGACACGGACACCGAGCUGCAGUAAUACGGGAGCUCAUUAUUGUGUUCGGUGGUGGAAACGAAGGGAUAGCAGAGGACCUCCAUGUUUACAACACUGUAUCAAAGCAGUGGUUUCUGCCUGCGGUGAGGGGUGACAUCCCGCCCGGCUGUGCUGCCCAUGGUUUUGUCUGUGAAGGAACUCGAAUACUGGUCUUUGGGGGCAUGGUGGAAUUUGGCAAAUACACCAACAGCCUCUAUGAACUUCAGGCUAGUCGCUGGCUGUGGAAGAAGCUGAAGCCCAGAGCACCCAGGAAUGGAUUGCCUCCCUGCCCUCGGAUUGGACACAGCUUCACUCUUGUGGGUAAUAAGUGUUACUUGUUUGGAGGACUGGCCAAUGAUAGUGAAGACCCCAAUGGCAACGUACCAAGGUACCUGGGUGACCUUUAUGAGCUGGAGCUGCAGCCCGUAACGGGGGCAAGAGGCUGGAGCAUCCCAGAGACAAAAGGUGGUGGUCCUUCAGCGCGGGAGUCUCACAGCUCGGUUGCUUAUGAAGGCCUCGGGUCCCCAAAGCUCUACAUCUUUGGAGGAAUGCAGGGAUGCCGGUUGGAUGACCUCUGGCAGCUUGACCUCAACACAAUGGUGUGGUCAAUGCCUGAAACAAGGGGUUCCACACCACUUCCCAGAAGCCUUCACUCUGCCAAUGUCAUUGGAAACAAGAUGUAUGUGUUUGGAGGCUGGAUUCCCAUUCCGGAGUCAGAUGAACACAGUGCUCUAGGAACUGAAUGGAUCUGCACUAACUCUUUAAGUGUACUCAACUUAGACACUAUGAGCUGGCAGAACCUGGGACCAGAGGAGCAAGAUGACAUUGAGUCCCAGCUACAGAGCCAGGGACCCCAGAGUGACGAUCCGUAUGCCUGUAGGCCCAGAGCCAGGGCCGGCCACUGUGCUGCCACUGUCGGGUCCAGGCUUUACAUUUGGAGCGGCCGCGACGGAUUCCGUAAAAGCUGGAAUUACCAGGUCUGCUGCAAGGAUCUCUGGUACCUGGAGACAGAUCGACCAGCCACCCCAGAGGCUGUGUUACUCAUCAAAUCCACCGUCAGUAUGCUCCAUGUAGCGUGGCGCCCCCUGGCUGCAGCAGACUGCUACAUCCUUCAGAUCCAGCCUGUGUAUCCUCCCAAACCUGCAGCCAGCAAUCCUCCAGCCGAUCCCACACGAACAGAUGGAAAAGAGGGCAAGAAUAAAGAUCCUUCAGGUGUGCAGUCUCUUCAACCUCAGAAUGAAGGAACCACAAACAGAGAAGAGAAAGCAUCAACUCAGGACGCUUCAGUACAACAGGAAACUUCAGUGAAAUCAUCCAGUGGCUCAGCAGAGACCCAGGCACCAGGAGGGAGGAGAGACCCAGACAACUCAGGCCAGAAAAGCUGCCCUGCUGGACUGGAGGCGUCAGCAACAGAGCUCAGCGGCUCUGCUCAGCAGCAGUCAGAUAAACCUGUUUGUCCCGACAAGACAGCAGAUUUCUACGCCCACACAGAUCAGCAGAAUCCACUUGAAGCAGUGUGGUUUGAUGUCGGUGUGUUCAAAACACUCUUCUCUGAGGUCAGCCACUACUUCCUCCCUGCUGACAGUGACCAGGUGACUUCAGCCAUCAGCAGCCGGCCCCCAAACACCAAAGAGCCCUUCGCCCAGAGGAAGCUGCCAGGGCCUCAGGACUACCAGGGCAGGGAGAAGCAGGAGCUGACUCCAGGUCAGACAUACAGGUUCAGAGUUGCAGGCAUCAACUGCUUUGACCAGGGAGAUUUCAGCCCAGUCAGUGAGUUCAAGACCUGUCAACCUGGUUUCCCUGGAGCGCCCUCUGCUGUCAAGAUUACCAAGGCUAAUGAUUCAGUCCACAUCACAUGGGAGGCUCCACCCUCUCCAUCAGGCCGGAUCCUGGAGUAUUCCAUGUACAUGGCAGUGAGGAAAAGCCGCUCCACCACCUCGGAGCGUCCGGGUCAGAUGGCCUUCAUCAGGAUUUACCGUGGUACCAAGAUGUCCUGCUCGGUCAGCUCCACCCACCUGGACAAUGCCCACAUUGACUGCUCUGCCUCCAACCGGCCAGCCGUCGUCUUCCGCAUCGCCGCCAAGAACGAACAGGGCUACGGCCCAGCGACGCAGAUCCGCUGGAUUCAAGAUCCCAGUAAAUUGCGAACAUCUGCUUCCAAAGCAGACAGCAGUGCUGAGGCUGACCAGGAUGCUGCUGACAGCUCCAGCUGAAAACAUUUAGGAAAAAGACUGUGCACUCAGGAAGCUGGCAAUGUACACCACUCAGAUGUUGUAUAUCUCUUAGAUAGUUUUGUUAAUUUAUUUUUUUAUGUAUUUAAUUAUACCCUUGUUUAUAUAUACACACACACACACACACACACACACACACACAUUUUCACAGGAAGUGUAACCACUUGGUUAUUUUAGUAAACAAAUGUUUUGUUAAGUAAUGAUAUGUGAUAUGAUGUAGACCAAACUACAACUACUACCACUAUUGUUUUUAUAUUUAAGACUCUUAACGGUUGGAGGUGCCUUAGCGCUCACUUCACCUUCCACUAAUGCUUCAUGUGUCAUAGUUGUGAAUGAAACACAGGUGGUGAUAUGCUUUCAGGAACAUUAGAAGGAAAAUGUUUUGUUAGUGUGUAACACCUUUACAAUCCUAAUCCAGCCCAGUGAGGUUUUAAAAUAUACAUCUGUAUAAUGAGAUGUUGUUUUAUAAUCUGAUCAUUUCUUGUUCCACGUUUAGUUUAAAAUCUUUGUUAAUGUGUCUUGUCAUUGUACAUGGCCACAUGUUACUGCAAACAUUAUUUGUAAUCAUUACAUAUCUGCAUCACA